Messenger RNA from Arachis ipaensis, 1936 nucleotides. Its product is annotated as putative WRKY transcription factor 3. Gene Ontology annotation, molecular function: DNA-binding transcription factor activity; sequence-specific DNA binding. NCBI's taxonomy places the organism in Eukaryota, Viridiplantae, Streptophyta, Magnoliopsida, Fabales, Fabaceae. Gene Ontology annotation, biological process: regulation of DNA-templated transcription. The record is from RefSeq and is a predicted model, not a curated record.
AGUUGGGAGUUGAACCAUCACUAUACAACUAAGUGUAGAACAAAAGCACUACUAACUAACUAUCUAUCUAUCUAUCGUACAUAACAUCCAAUUCCAAUGCCGACAGACAGCCACUCGCCGGCGCGGCCAACCAUCACCCUGCCGCCGCGUCCCAGCCUGGAGUCCUUCCUGUCGUCGGUAGGAAUAAGCCCCGGUCCCAUGACUCUGGUGUCGUCGUUCUUUGCGGACGACUACUCCCCUUCACCUUCUUCCUUCUCUCAGCUCCUGUCGGUUACGCCGUCUCCUCUCUUCACCGUGCCACCUGGCUUCAGCCCUUCCGCCUUCCUCUUCUCCCCUACUCACCCUCAGUGCUUUAGCCGAACAAAAGUAAACAAUAGAAAGUUGCGGAUAAGACAUUUGUGGUGGAAAUUUCUGAAUUCUAAGUUAAGAAAUAAUUUCUUGGAAAGCCCCUUUGGGAUGUCACAUCAGCAGGCUUUAGCACAGGUUACCACUGAAGCUGUGAUAGCACAAUCACAAGGGCAAAUGCAGAUUGAUGAAGAUGAUGCUUCAGAGAAGAAUGUAGAAGUAUCUAUGUUUGAAACUUCUCAUAUGUCCAAUAAUGCUGACAAGAAGUAUCAGCAGCCUUCGUCCGUGGUGGCCGACAAGCCUGCGGACGAUGGCUAUAACUGGCGAAAAUAUGGACAGAAACAGGUUAAGGGGAGUGAGUUUCCACGGAGCUACUACAAGUGUACACAUCUGAGUUGCAAUGUGAAGAAAAAGGUUGAGCGUGCCAUUGAUGGUCACAUAACAGAAAUCAUCUAUAAAGGGCAGCAUAACCAUGAAAAGCCUCAUUCUAAUAAGCGUAAUAAAGAUAACAAUGAUUCAAAUGAAAGUGUAAGCAUUCAGCCUAAGUCUGAGUUGAGUUCACAAGGUUGUUGGGUUGGAAAUUCAGAUAGUUUUGGCAAAGGCUUUUCUGAUUGUUCGAUCAGCGAAGACUUGGGUGGUGUAGAUAUGAGGGAAGAAGAAGGAGAUGAUGUUGAACCAAACCCCAAGAGAAGGAACAUUGAUGUUGGGGUUUAUGAAGCACAUCAAACGACUGUGACAGAACCCAAAAUCAUUGUCCAAACAAAAAGCGAAGUUGAUCUUUUGGAUGAUGGCUACAAGUGGCGCAAGUAUGGGCAGAAAGUGGUGAAGGGUAAUCCUCAUCCAAGGAGCUAUUACAAAUGCACAAGUGCAGGGUGCAACGUGCGAAAGCACAUCGAGAGAGCUUCAAUGGAUCCUAAAGCAGUGAUAACAACUUAUGAGGGAAAACAUAAUCAUGAUGUGCCUGCUUCCAGAAAGAGCAGCCAUAACAGUUCAAAGCCGCAUAAAGCGGUACCUGAGAAGCAAUCGGAUAUGGAUUUCGAAAACAGCAACCAAAGACCGAUACAUUUAAGCUUGAAAGAAGAGCAAAUCAUAGUAUGAAUGAAACUAUGAAGUUAGUUAUAGAACUCACCUGGUAGAGAAGGACAUUGUGUAGAGGGUGAUCGAGAAGGCAAUAUGUAAAUUAUUAAUUUCUGUUUGUUGAUACUAGUUGUUCUUAAGUAUGAUUCUAAAACUAAAUCUAAUCCAAUUUUUCUCCAUUACUCCGAAACCACUUAACAAAAGAAACUAGUGGAGCAUGUGCAUACAGAAUUCAGCAAAUCAAGCAAAAGACCAAUAUUAUAAGUAAAAUAAACAUCCACUUUUCAAAUGAACGAACCAUCCGCAGACAUAGUAAAAUGAACAUCCGCUUUAGUUGAUAAUAAACAUCUAACAAAUUAAGAACCUUUAUUUAAUUAUUACAUUCUUAGUUAAUUAAGCCAAAUGUAAUUAGCUUGAUUCAAGCACAACCAAAAUUAGUUUCAACCAAUUAUUUAAUUAACUCACAAACCACGUACCAAAUCAAGCAAAAGACCAAUUAUGUAAUCAAAACAAA